AUGGUUCUUCAGUAUGAUGAAAAUGUUCGCAAACUGCUGUAUCGGAGAUCAUGCCAAUACACGCAGAGCGGACUUGUGGAUGCCUCUGUCCUCGAAGCUGAUCUCGUCGAGAGGGUGAAGAGCUUCGCGAAGCGUUAUCCGAACAGCAGGACAGCCCAGGCUUGCAAGGCUGUGGAGGGAUGCACCCCCGACGCUAUCGCAGAAGCCAUCCGCUCGACAUGUCAGCAGGCACGACGUGAGCUUCUGCAAGAAGCGAUGACUGGAUGGAGUGACGCAUCCAGAGAGUGGUUUAUGCAGCAGAUUGAGGAAGCCAAGACUCGGGAGAAGGUCGAGACAUACACCGCCUCAGCAGGCAACGAGGUAACUUCCUUCAUCUCCAUGACUCUCCUGGGCAUCUCCUCGGUGUAUGUCAACCAUGAAGAAAAGCUGAAGAAGAAAUUUGAAGAGAUCGGACUGAUCGUAGACUCAGUGCAAGAGAGUAAAGCAAUCAUGUGGAAGGCUCCGUAUAGACCCGAGAUAGCGAGUGCUGAGGAGAUCCCGGUGACUGUUUCCUUCCUCCGCAAUGCACAAGCGGAGAAGCUCUGGCAGGGAAGAGAGGACUUCGCGAUCGAUGGUCGCAAGUUCACAGCUGUACAUGUGAGCAUCGUGCACGAUCGAUCUUUCAAGAUUCGAGCCAAGAGAGGACCCUGGGGCAAAGGGGGCAGCUUGGCAGAGCUGACUCACCUGCUAACCUUGGGCGGCAUGACAACGGCUGAGAUAGCUGCCGUCUAUCGCUAUCAGCUGCUGCGCCAGUCCCUUGCAGCGGACAGCAAGUCCACAAAGGCUUAG
This is a messenger RNA of Guillardia theta CCMP2712, 828 nucleotides long. RefSeq lists its product as hypothetical. The transcript has 2 exons. Lineage: Eukaryota; Cryptophyceae; Pyrenomonadales; Geminigeraceae. The record is from RefSeq and is a predicted model, not a curated record. The coding region runs from base 1 to 828 and encodes 275 amino acids.